AAUGCUGCCCAACCUGUUGCAGGGACGAUGCAUUCGGUUAAACUGGAAGUCCGUAGUGUUUUUAAUGAUGUCGCUAAUCCUUUCGCACAUAAGAAUCACGCAGUCAUCCGUAAAUUCCAACAAUCCUGAAGUUACACCCACCAAGCUGGAAAAAAUCAGCUCCGACACAGACCGGUCUGCCGUCACCAUCAACUCUAACUCUAAAUCAUCCUCCGACACGAGCCACUGUCCCACCGACACACUCUGUACGGAUCUGCCCAACUCUUGCCUACAGUGCACGUACAAUCCGCAGUGUGUGUACGGCGCGGAAAUUAACGUAACCUGUCUGCCCAAAACGAACGUAAACUGUCACGUGGACAAGCUGAAAACAGCGAUUCAAAAUGAAAUUAAGCGUACGAUGAUCUGCCGGUACUGUUAUCAAACGGAACGCUGGGAGCACAACUGCGAACAGAAGGGUGGCUGCAAUUCGAUCGAUUCGAAGUACAAAACCAACUGUACCGUACACCCGGAGCUGUUGUGUAUGGGGCACCGAACGUUCAUGAAAAAGAUCCCCUGUAACUGGACGCAAGGCUACCGGUGGGUUACGACGCUGAUCGUAAGCAUUACGCUGGGCGGGUUCGGUGCGGAUCGGUUCUUUCUCGGCCACUGGCAGGAAGGUAUCGGGAAGCUGUUCAGUUUCGGUGGGCUAGGCGUUUGGACGCUGAUCGAUGUAUUGCUCAUUUCGCUACACUAUCUCGGACCGGCCGAUGGAUCACUGUACAUCUAA
Molecule: messenger RNA, 766 nt
Organism: Anopheles maculipalpis
Lineage: Eukaryota; Metazoa; Arthropoda; Insecta; Diptera; Culicidae
Gene: amx
Product: TM2 domain-containing protein almondex
Exons: 4
Coding region: 2-766 (254 amino acids)
Source: RefSeq, a predicted model, not a curated record